AUGGCACUGAAGGGGCAGCGUCGUUUGCUGCACCCACUGACUAAGGUGCGGCUGGAAAAAAUCAAGGAGGAGAAAAAAACAGAGAAGGAGAAGGGCUCUUUUGAAGAUCACAUUGCCCUCAUGAGAAGCAUGGUCCAGGAGAAAAUGGCAAAGGUGCAAGAAGACUCCAUGCUGUUCUCCAGUGACUUUUUUUUCAUUGAGCCAAUGAAGGGAGAAAUUGGGCCAAAUUGUUUGGCUGAAAUCAAGGUGACCUUCAAACCCUUAGAGGUACUAGGGUACCAAAGUAUGGCUUACUGCGACAUCUCAGGCCGUGAGAGCAGGCUGCCCUUGCGCCUCAGAGGGGAAGGCCAAGGACCCUUGGUUGAGCUCAGCUCUCAGACUCUGGACCUUGGGAACGUUUUUGUUGACACCUCCCACAUGCUUGAGGUGAAACUGAUUAACAAAGGAGCUCUUGAUGCUCCCUUCACCUGUAUCCCCUCAACCACAAACGUGGGCUCCUGCUUCAAGUUUCUACCCAAGGAGGGCAUCAUUGCACCAGGUGGGAUCCAGACUGUUCAGAUCCCCUUCAAGGCCACCGUGUUGGGGACCUUUGAGGAAGAAUUCCAGUUCAGUGUGACUGGAACUCCUAUGCCUGCAAUCCUGACCAUCAGGGGCAGCGUCUCUGGACCGAGUUUACAGUUCGAUGUCGAUGAGAUCAACUUCGGUGAGAUCUCCUUUGGUGAGUGUUCCCUGGGCUGGGAUGCAGCGUGA
Molecule: messenger RNA, 750 nt
Organism: Haemorhous mexicanus (house finch)
Lineage: Eukaryota; Metazoa; Chordata; Aves; Passeriformes; Fringillidae
Product: hydrocephalus-inducing protein-like
Exons: 6
Coding region: 1-750 (249 amino acids)
Biological process (GO): cilium movement; axonemal central apparatus assembly
Cellular component (GO): axoneme
Source: RefSeq, a predicted model, not a curated record